Molecule: messenger RNA, 1398 nt
Organism: Mercurialis annua (annual mercury)
Lineage: Eukaryota; Viridiplantae; Streptophyta; Magnoliopsida; Malpighiales; Euphorbiaceae
Exons: 6
Coding region: 120-1151 (343 amino acids)
Cellular component (GO): chloroplast thylakoid membrane; chloroplast envelope
Source: RefSeq, a predicted model, not a curated record
UUACGAAAUAAAUUUGUUUUACGGGAAAACCCUCCCCAACCCAAUCCAUAAACCUCAGCAGCCGAGCUGAGCGGAUUCCAAAAAGCACAGUCACAAAGUAGCCGGCCGAUUGACAAGUGAUGUCUUUUCUCGCUGCAGCUCCGGCGGCCUCCUCUUCGUCGCAACUGCUUCAGCGAUCCAAACCGCCCUUACCUUCUUCCAACUUACCGUCCCCAAAUUCCCGUGCAUUUUUGCAGCUGCGGAAGAACAAACGGAUAGCGAGAGGGUUUCUUCAUGUUACGGCGGCGGCAGCUAACAAGAGCAACUCUAGCCCAAUUGAAAACAAUAGCAACACCCAAAAAUCCCUAAAAAAUAAGGAAGAAGAAGAAAUAGAAGUGGAGGAGGAAUUGCCAUGGAUUCAGGAGAAAGCAUUGGACGUAGUAGAGUUCACCGGCUCUGUUACUCAAGCCCUACCUGGUCCGAGAGUUGGCCAGAGCUCCUUACCUUGGAUUCUGGCUGUUCCUUUAGGUUAUCUUAGCAUCACCUUUGUUAUUGCCGUCGUUAAAACCCUAAAGAAAUUAUCCUCUCCCAAAGCCAAGCGCCGGAGCCUGGUCAAUAAAAAUGCUAUGCUUUGCAAAUCCAUUGAUGAGCUCCUAUUUCACAAAGCAGGACCUGGUGAGGCAUUAUCGCCUUCCGCCCUCGCUGAUUUGCAGAAAAAGACAGGUUUUAGCAUGGAGGAUAUUUUCCGCAAGUAUGUUCGAUAUGCUUUGAAUGAGAAGCCUUUCAAUCCUGAUCUAGUUGUCAAUUUAAUCCACUUUAGAAAAGCUUCAAUGCUGGAGGACUCCCACGUUGCUGAUAUUUUGAAUGACAUUUCAACUCGGAUUGUGAACGAAAAAGGUCCGGUGGUCAUGGAUAUGGCAGGGUAUACUGAAAAAGGAUUUAAGAGAAAGCUUGCCGUGCAGACCCUUUUCGGCAAGGUGUAUUAUCUGUCUGAGCUGCCAGAGUUCUGUUCAAGAGACAGUUCCUUAGUUGUGAAGGAGAUAUUUGGGGUUACCGAUGAAGAUGCCGAAAAACUUCGGCUGCAUACUCUUUCCGAAGCCGGUGAUAUGGAGUCACUGGAGAAAAUGGUUGACAAUUCAGAUUCUGAUGAGCAGUUAUCUGCGGGUCCCUGAUUUAAUAGAGGUUUUGUUGCGGUGAUUUUUGAGAUAAUGUUAGAGAACCGUACGUAUUUUUUGCUGGGUUUUUUUUUUUUUUUGGAAAAGUGAAAUAGUUGUAACAAGAGGCGUUGAAUUGGUGAUUUUCUUUCAUGAGCUUGAUGUGAGAAUUAACUUAGAAAAUUCUGUGAAAGGGAAGUCGUUAUGCUCAUAAGCAUUUGUAUACACAUCUCAGUAAUAAAGUGUUAUAUCUCUUAAAAUCCCA